Rhinopithecus roxellana (golden snub-nosed monkey) is the source of this 1546-nucleotide messenger RNA. RefSeq names its product HLA class I histocompatibility antigen, B-15 alpha chain-like. Gene Ontology annotation, cellular component: external side of plasma membrane. The record is from RefSeq and is a predicted model, not a curated record. Gene Ontology annotation, molecular function: signaling receptor binding; peptide antigen binding. Gene Ontology annotation, biological process: antigen processing and presentation of endogenous peptide antigen via MHC class Ib; positive regulation of T cell mediated cytotoxicity; immune response. The transcript has 8 exons. NCBI's taxonomy places the organism in Eukaryota, Metazoa, Chordata, Mammalia, Primates, Cercopithecidae. Bases 59 to 1159 code for a protein of 366 amino acids.
UCUCAGUUCUAAAGUCCCCAGGCACUCACCCGGACUCAGAGGCUCCUCAGACGCCGAGAUGCGGGUCAUGGCGCCCCAAACCCUCCUCCUGCUGCUCUCGGGGGCCCUGGCCCUGACCGACACCUGGGCCGGCUCGCACUCCUUGAGGUAUUUCAGCGCCGGCACGUCCCGGUCUGGCCGCGGGGAGCCCCGCUUCAUCUCCGUGUGUUACGUGGAGGACACGCAGUUCGUGCGGUUCGACAGCGACGCCGCGAGUCCAAGGAUGGAGCCGCGGGCGCCGUGGGUGGAGCAGGAGGGGCCGGAGUAUUGGGAGGAGCAGACAGGGCUCGCCAAGGACUUUGCACAGACUUUCCGAGUGAGCCUGAGGAACCUGCGCGGCUACUACAACCAGAGCGAGGCCGGGUCUCACACCCUCCAGAGGAUGUCUGGCUGCGAUCUGGGGCCCGACCGGCACCUCCUCCGCGGGUAUCACCAGAUCGCCUACGAUGGCAAGGAUUACAUCGCCCUGAACGGGGACCUGCGCUCCUGGACCGCGGCAGACACGGCGGCAGACACGGCGGCUCAGAUCACCCAGCACAAGUGGGAGGCGGCCCGCGAGGCAGAGCAGUGGAGAGCCCACCUGGAGGGGACGUGCGUGGAGUGGCAGCGCAGACACCUGGAGAACGGGAAGGAGACACUGCAGCGCGCAGAUCCCCCAAAGACACACAUGACCCACCACCCCGUCUCUGACCAUGAGGCCACCCUGAGGUGCUGGGUCCUGGGCUUCUAUCCUGCGGAGAUCACACUGACCUGGCAGGGGGAUGGGGAGGACCAAACUCAGGACACCGAGCUUGUGAAGACCAGGCCAGCAGGAGAUGGAACUUACCAGAAGUGGGGAGCUGUGGUGGUGCCUUCUGGAGAAGAGCAGAGAUACACGUGCCAUGUGCAGCAUGAGGGGCUGCCGGAACCCCUCACCCUGAGAUGGGAGCCAUCUUCCCAGUCCACCAUCCCCAUCGUGGGGAUUGUUGCUGGCCUGGCUGUCCUAGCAGUUGUGGUCACCGGAGCUGUGGUCGCUGCUGUGAUGUGGAGGAGGAAGAGCUCAGGUGGAAAAGGAGGGAGCUACUCUCAGGCUGCGUCCAGCGACAGUGCCCAGGGCUCUGCUGUGUCUCUCACGGCUUGAAAAGCGUGAGACAACUGUCUUGUGUGGGGCUGAGAUGCAGGAUUUCUUCACGCCUCCCUUUUGUGACUUCAGGAGACUCUGGCAUCUUUUUCUGCAAAGGCAUCUGAAUGUGUCUGCGUCCCAGUUAGCAUAAUGUGAGGAGGUGGAGAAACAGCCCACCCCUGUGUCCACCGUGACCCCUGUUCCCACGCUGACCAGUGUUUCCUCCCCAGUCAUCUUUCCUGUUCCAGAGAGGUGGGGCUGGAUGUCUCCAUCUCAGUCUCAACUUUAUGUGCACUGAGCUGCAACUUCUUACUUCCCUACUGAAAAUAAGAAUCUGAAUAUAAAUUUGUUUUCUCAAAUAUCUGCUAUGAGAGGUUGAUGGAUUAAUUAAAAAUAAGUAAACCC